This is a messenger RNA of Atta colombica, 1695 nucleotides long. It is a transcript of the gene Rab14, whose product is annotated as ras-related protein Rab-14. The transcript is spliced from 7 exons. The record is from RefSeq and is a predicted model, not a curated record. The coding region runs from base 310 to 966 and encodes 218 amino acids. Gene Ontology annotation, molecular function: GTPase activity; GTP binding. Gene Ontology annotation, biological process: defense response to bacterium; Golgi to endosome transport; endocytic recycling. Lineage: Eukaryota; Metazoa; Arthropoda; Insecta; Hymenoptera; Formicidae. Gene Ontology annotation, cellular component: recycling endosome; phagocytic vesicle; trans-Golgi network.
UGCAGCAGAUUAAUGGACGGACGGACGAACGGACUUAAAGCGAGUGACAGGUGGUUUGACGUUUCGCUCGUCGCCAUCGUCGCUAGCGACAAGCGCGGCCUGCCAUAUUGUGCGUGAUAUUUCGAGGCGAGCGUUUUUCCCCAUCGUUGGUCGUUGUGCGAUUCGAUGAUAAAAUAACUUUGCGUUCGAAGAGCAACGAGUCCGCGGACCAUCAUCCGCACGUUCCCUGUUCACACCCUUCGGUCACGGCCCAACGAUCACGACAAGCAACCUUCCACUACACGGCGCCGUUUCACAAGCGUGUACAAAAUGUCGACCGGUCCAUAUAAUUAUUCUUAUAUCUUUAAGUACAUCAUCAUAGGGGAUAUGGGAGUGGGCAAGUCAUGCCUGCUUCAUCAGUUUACAGAAAAAAAAUUCAUGGCAGAUUGUCCACAUACCAUUGGCGUCGAAUUUGGGACUAGGAUUAUAGAAGUAGCAGGACAGAAGAUAAAACUGCAAAUAUGGGACACUGCUGGGCAAGAACGAUUUAGAGCAGUUACUAGAUCAUAUUAUCGCGGUGCAGCUGGAGCAUUAAUGGUAUACGAUAUUACACGUCGUUCAACUUACAAUCAUCUGAGUAGCUGGCUGACAGACACAAGGAAUUUAACAAAUCCGAGCACUGUCAUAUUCUUAAUUGGUAAUAAAAGUGAUCUCGAAGGUCAACGUGAUGUUACCUAUGAAGAAGCAAAACAAUUUGCUGAUGAACAUGGUUUAAUGUUUGUCGAAGCUAGCGCAAAGACGGGACACAAUGUGGAAGAAGCCUUCUUGGAAACAGCAAAGAAAAUAUUCCAAAGUAUACAAGACGGGCGAUUGGACCUAAACGCAGCAGAAUCUGGUGUACAACAUAAUCCGAGUCAACCAGGUCGCACCAGCCUCCAAGGAGUAUCUAAUGAACAGCAGGGAGGAAAGGACUCCUGCUCCUGUUAGGUCUUAUUAUUUGUUUGUAUAUAGAUAUAUUAAUUGAUCGGUACUAUUAAUGCAUAUAUGAUUUGUACUAAGUGUAGUUGACAGAUUGUCUUGUAGCCUGUAUCCUCCCUUUGAUAAGUGAAGUCCAUUUAAAAAAAAGAAUGAAAUUAAAUAAUUAAAAUGUUCUUUUUUUUAAUUAGCGUCAAUUUACGAUAUUCAAUACAAUGUUAUAAGUACACAAUGUAGAGACGUUAUAAAAAUGAUUCUGAUAAUGCUGAUUUCUGUGAGGCGUGGAGAGUCAGUAAUUUGUCGAUAAAAUGGCUUUUGUAUGAUUAUUGCAAUUUAUAUACUGUUUUCACGUAGACGUUUUAUAUUUCAUGCAUUUUUUUGUGAAAUUAGGUCAAGAAAGAAUUCGUUUAUAGAAUAUAUAUACAAUAGCUUAUAUAGAAGCCGAUUAACUUCUCUCAUAAGUUCGAUUGAAAAUUUCUGUUGGAACGAUUUAACAGCGAACACAAGUGAUGGAAUUUACAUUCAACUAAUUUAUACCUGCAUGGGAGGAUCAUUUUUACACAUAUUUGUUGUAACAUGCAAAGUUCUUGCUUUAAAAGAAUUUAAUCAAUGAAAAUUAACUUAAAUUAUAAACGGUCAGAUUUUUCUUAAUCUCACUUUUUAAACCUGUUUUAUUUGAUAAGAUAUGCACAUUUACACAUUGCAAGCUUAAUGAUUUCAGUUAUCUUGCAAAUUAAUUAU